UUUCAUCUUUAUACCGGGUGCUCUUGCUCUUCUCCUCUCUGUUGCGGCCAUGUCCAAGUUCCUCUCUUUCAAGUCAUUUCUCGAAAAUUGAACAGCAAAUGGAGAAACUGAGAGAAACAAAACAAGAUCCAUCAUCAUCAUCAUCCUCAUUUGCAUUCCAGCAAGCUUCAUUUCUUGCUGAUAUAUUAGGACUUCUUGAGUCAGCAGCAACACCUCAUCAACACAACGAAGGGAAUAAUCAGCAAAAUGGUAGCUUCACCACUCAUCCUCUGGUGAGAAAAAAGAAACGAUCAGAUGAACCAGCUGAGUACUUUCUGCGAGAAGAGAUUCGCAAGUAUGUCAGGAUCAAGCCAAACAGAUUAGGAAAACAAAAUUUUAUGGGUGCUAAUGCAAGCUUCACCAGCAUAGGACAUGCAUGCUUUGCCAUGAAGGAGGAGCUAGAAGAAUACAUGGAUUAUGAUGUUGGAGAGAUCUGCAAUGAUGACUGGAAACUAGCUCAAAAGCUCAUGGUUCAUGGCUGUGAUCCUUUACCAAGGAGAAGGUGCUUCUCAAGGGCCCCUAAGCUAUACAACCAACCCUUUCCCAUCACAGAAUCAUUGUGGAAACUCCCUGAUGAUAGAAAUGUGAGAUGGAGUCAAUAUAGGUGCAAGAACUUUGCUUGUCUCGCUGGCAACACCACUGGUAAGGGAUUCUUCAAGUGUGCACAUUGCUUCAACCUCACCAGCCAUGAGAAGCCUAGAUGGAUGAGCCUGGAAUCUGAUUCAAACCAGACAGCUGAAUUCCUUAUAUCAGAUGUUCUUGCAAUUAAGCCUGGAGAGAUCCGAAUGGGAUUGGAUUUCAGUGUUGGAACUGGGACUUUUGCUGCUAGAAUGAGGGAAUUCAAUGUGACAAUAGUUUCUGCUACAAUCAAUUUUGGUGCACCCUUCAGUGAAAUGAUAGCUCUCAGAGGACUUGUUCCUCUCUACUUGACUAUUAAUCAGAGGCUUCCAUUUUUUGACAACACCCUGGAUGUGAUUCACACAACUAGGUUUCUUGAUGGAUGGAUUGAUUUUGUGCUGCUUGAGUUCAUACUGUAUGACUGGGAUAGAGUUCUGAGGCCUGGGGGGUUGCUUUGGAUUGACAGUUUUUUCUGCUUGAAGGAAGAUUUGUAUGAUUACUUGAAGGCCUUCAAAAUGCUGAGAUAUAAGAAACUCAAAUGGGUGGUUGUUCCAAAGCUUGAUAAAGAUGAUCAAGAAAUGUUCUUCUCUGCUGUUUUAGAGAAGCCUCCUAGGCCAUUCAGGUGAUCUUCCAUUAUAGUGUUAUCUUCUUAUCUAUGCAGUUCCCACCAUUUUUUAGGUUCAUAUUUGAGGCUCGUUACUUCUGAAUGUUGCACAGUUGUCUUGUGUUUUUGUGUUCAUAAACUUCUAGACAUGACUGUUUAAAUCAUAUAUGUCAAUAAGAAGCUUCAUAGUUGAAUAUA
This is a messenger RNA of Vigna unguiculata (cowpea), 1459 nucleotides long. Its product is annotated as S-adenosyl-L-methionine-dependent methyltransferases superfamily protein. NCBI's taxonomy places the organism in Eukaryota, Viridiplantae, Streptophyta, Magnoliopsida, Fabales, Fabaceae. Gene Ontology annotation, molecular function: methyltransferase activity. The record is from RefSeq and is a predicted model, not a curated record.